AUGCUGUAUGAGAUGAUAGGAGUGGUCCGCCCUGGCCGCCUCUCCGAAGUCAAAGAAAUCGCCAAAACCGCCGGCAAAAUCGUGCUCGAGAAGAACGGCGUCGUCCGCGGCGUCACCAACUGGGGCACCUUCCUGCUGCCCAAGCCGGCGAAGAAGCUGCAAACGACGCACCACGUCGGCCACCACUUCAUCAUGCGAUUCGAUGCGAGCGCGCGGACACAGCAUGCGCUGAGGAGAACGAUGAGCUUGGAUCCGCGGCUGAUACGAUACUCGAUUGUGAAGAUGGGGACUAAGUUCGAGGAGAUUAAGGACGUGCCCGGGACGGCGAGCUUUCGGUGA
Molecule: messenger RNA, 339 nt
Organism: Trematosphaeria pertusa
Lineage: Eukaryota; Fungi; Ascomycota; Dothideomycetes; Pleosporales; Trematosphaeriaceae
Product: 37S ribosomal protein Mrp17
Exons: 3
Coding region: 1-339 (112 amino acids)
Biological process (GO): translation
Cellular component (GO): mitochondrial small ribosomal subunit; ribosome
Molecular function (GO): structural constituent of ribosome; small ribosomal subunit rRNA binding
Source: RefSeq, a predicted model, not a curated record